GCAGGGGUAGGCAAAUUAAAGCGAUCACAGAAAUCCAAGCCAAUUCAUUUCCGUGCCGGAACUCGACUCAAUAUGUUCUGGAAACCAGUUCGGUUUUAGAUAACACGUCGUCGCUGGUCUCAGAUCUGAUCCACUGACGACAUCACUUUCGUCAUUGCCCCGCCGCCAACUGCGACCGCUUCGUACCAUCUCCAAUAUCUCGACACCGACGACGAGCUCCCUUUCGUCAAGAGUACUCAAGACACAACGAUUCCUCUUUUGAACUUAUUGGGAGAAUAUCCAGUAACAGUUAAUGGCGGACGUGAAGCUCAUCGGCGCACCGCUAAGUCCAUACGUGCUACGAGCGAUGAUUGCUCUGAGCCUGAAGAAGGUGGAGUACGAGUUGCUGCAAGAGAAGUUCGGGAGCGAGCUGCUCCUCAAGUCGAAUCCCAUCUACAAGAAGAUCCCCGUCCUCAUCCACCACGACCGCCCCAUCUGCGAGUCGGCCGUCAUCGUGGAGUACAUCGACGAGGUCUGGCCAGAGUCCGGCUGGGGCGCCAUCCUCCCAGCUGACGCCUACCACCGCUCGCUCCACCGCUUCUGGACCUUCUACGUCGAUGACAAGUGGUGCCCGUCGUUGGUCGCCACAGGUAAGGCUGAAACAGAGGAAGCCAAGGCGGAGGCGGUGGAGCAGGUCCGCGCAGGGCUUCUGCUUCUGGAAGAGGCCUUCGUGAAGCUGAGUGAAGGGAAAGCCUUCUUCGGCGGCGAUCGCGUCGCGUAUCUGGACGUCACGUUCGGGUGCUUUGCGAAUUGGAUCAAGGCGGUGGAGCAGUUGGUGAGCGUGGAGCUGUUGGAUGAGGCGACGAUGCCGGCACUGCACGGGUGGGCGGUGAGGUUCGUCGAGCACGAGGCGGUGAAGGAGGUGAUGCCGGACAGCGGGAAGGUGCUCGAGUAUUUGAAGACCCUUCAGUCAAAGGGAAAGAAGGACGCUGCCGACGCCAAGAAUUCAUAACGCUUAGCAAUAUAAACA
This is a messenger RNA of Zingiber officinale, 1009 nucleotides long. Its product is annotated as glutathione S-transferase U17-like. Gene Ontology annotation, cellular component: cytoplasm. The transcript has 2 exons. Gene Ontology annotation, molecular function: glutathione transferase activity. NCBI's taxonomy places the organism in Eukaryota, Viridiplantae, Streptophyta, Magnoliopsida, Zingiberales, Zingiberaceae. The record is from RefSeq and is a predicted model, not a curated record. Gene Ontology annotation, biological process: glutathione metabolic process. Bases 293 to 991 code for a protein of 232 amino acids.